UGACCUACUGACACAGAUCCAUGAGUCACUCACUAGCCACCUUGAAAGGGGAAAAAUCCAGGGAAGAAGAACAAGGUAGUUGGCAACUUGUAGACUUCUUCAUCUUAAAUGGAUUGAUUCGCACUGGAAACUGUUGCUGGUGCUUCAGAGCUUUUUACUUCAGGACAUUCUGAAUGUGACAAAAAUCGAUAACAUGCAAUCAGUCAAGCAAGAAGUGGACUCUGGUGAGCCCUACAGCGGAGAGGAUGCCCUGGUCCUCGCUGUGGCCUUACAAGGGCCGAGCGGAGAGUUAGCAGGUAAUGACGUUUCUGCCGUUCCCCUCAAGAGUAAAUCUGCAUGUCGUAGGAAACGGGAGUUCAUCCCGGAGGAGAAGAAAGACACCGUUUACUGGGAGCGGCGGCGAAAAAACAACGAGGCCGCCAAGCGCUCUCGAGAGAAGCGGCGCAUCAACGACAUGGUGCUGGAGAACAAACUGAUGGCUCUCGGAGAGGAAAACGCCUCGUUAAAGGCGGAGCUGCUGUCGCUGAAGCUGAAGUUUGGCCUGGUGAGCUCCGCAGCAUACGCUCGAGAAGUCCAGAAGCUGUGCAGCUCCCCCGUUGUUAGCUGCCAUCAGGAUUUUAUUCCACCCAGUGCUGACCACGGCUCAAUCAAAGAUUUGGAGCCUUUGCAGCUUCGCAGCAGCUGCAUAUCGGUGAUUAAACAGUCGCCUCUAAUGCCUGAAACAUGCACUGCAACUCAGGACGGCUUUACUCUCUGUGCAACAGCAGAUGUCAAGCAGGAACCAGCAGAAAAUGCACAGAAAAGGAGUGGUCCGUAUGAACUUUAUAACAACUGCACGGGCAGUCGCUUGUCUGACAUGUACUGCCAGCCCGCCUCGUUCACGCCAAACACCAGGUCCUCCAGUAACUCACCCAGUAGCUCUUAUGAUGGCGUCGUAAGCAAAUCAUCAGAUGGCGAGGAUGAGCAGCAGGUCCCGAAGGGGUUGGUGCCUUCUGUAGCUGACCUGAGAAGUGUCAUCGUCUCCACACACAAAGUGCCGGACCCCAAUUCUUCAGCUUUGCCCCAUAAACUGAGGAUCAAGUCAAGAGCUGUCCAAGUUAAGGUGGAGGCCAUUGACUCUGAGUACGAGCUGUCCGGAAAGUCCUCCUCUCCUGUCACCGUUUCCCAGGGAAAAUGCUUUCAGGCGGCUCUUGACUCGUCAGCGUAUAUGCAGCACUCCCAGUGCCCCUUGUCAGUACAGGUCACCAGCCUGCAAGACUGGAGCCACCAGGCGAAAAGCAACGUGUCUGCAGGCUGGCUGUCAGAGUAGCGUUCAAACCCCGAGCCUCGUCUCAAUCAAAGCUGUUUUAAAUGUUAAGAAAAACUUUCUAUGCACACUCAGAUGCUGAGGACGUAUCUACAAUGGAGACUGAAAACUUCACAAACAUCUGUAACAUGUCAACCAAAACCAUCCCUGAUGGUCACGAGUCUGUGUUGAAGUCGUGAAUAUCCUCGUUUGUUUUGUUUUUCCACUGUAUUUACAGUUACGCUGAAGUUGAACGCAGGUUUUGCUUGGUAAAUUUUCAAAGAUGGGUGUUAAAUGAUUGUCAGAAAUCUAAAUAAUUCCCGCUUCUCUCUUUUUUUCUUGUUUGUGUAGAAAAAGAGGCGGUUCGCUAAAACAAGGAAGGAUGCACACUCUGUGCUGUAAACGUCUGAUUUGUUAUUUUGGUAUCAUGCACUCAUUUUACUAAAGUCCUGCACCACUAAGUCAGGUGUUCUUUUCAGUUUCUUUCUGUUUUUGAGCCAAAUAAAUCAACGAUAAUACAUUUUGACAAAUAGGUCCAAUUUUCAAAGUAAUAAAUGUGGACCGUAAACAUUUCAUUGACAGUGACUUGAACUGUUGGAUUUAGUGAUGAUAUAAUAAAUGAUGGCAAGUUUGUGUAAAAAUAAAUAAAUAAUCGCACUGGGUUGACACGACUGAUGAAAUUGGGGAAAAACAUGAACAAGAUGUUGAUUUUGUUUGUAAUUACAGCAACAGAGAAAACGGGGGAAAACCCUCCUUAUGAGCUGGUUUCUGAUUAAAGAAGUGUUAGUAAGGGGCUGACUGCCACUCUGAGAAUUCACUGUACUUCGAUAAUAUUUUAAACCCAUGAUGUGGGGGACGUUGUUGUGUGAUUGUUUUAAAUUUUUAUUUUAUUUUCCAAAAAUUAUUUACUGUGACUUUGGUUUGUUUUCAGUCUGUCGUGGUCCAGGUUCGGUCCUGCCACAAUUUGCCUUAAAUGAGAGAUUCCUGAUCAACAUGUUGGCUUCUCCAUUGGUGAAUUAAUGGUUUAGCAGUGGAGGUUCAAAAACACUUUUCCUUAAAGGUCAUUCCUGACUUUACUACAAUCAGUGUCAGAGAUCUUAAAACCAAAAAGAAUUACGAGACGUGACAUGAAUUAUGAGGUGAAAGAUCUAUAAUAUUCCUCAUGAUCAGUAACAUUUAAAUCACUUAUUGUCGUCUCUUGAGGAAAAGUUUCAAGUGCGUUCAACAUGUUGCAGUUUCUAACUUUUGUUUUUCUGUGCAGAAACACAGAAGCCACAAAGGUCAAAAUAUUGGUAGCUCUUGUCUUUUAGCCAUUUUAUGAUUAAACCAAGAAAGUCAGAGGCUCGAUUGAGCUUCAACACAUUUCACCAAUUUAUGGAACAAUUCCAUCAGUGAGCCCUUCUAAUCCUGUGGAUCCUUACAGGUUUAAUAAAUGAAAAGACACAUCA
Molecule: messenger RNA, 2733 nt
Organism: Austrofundulus limnaeus
Lineage: Eukaryota; Metazoa; Chordata; Actinopteri; Cyprinodontiformes; Rivulidae
Gene: nfil3
Product: nuclear factor, interleukin 3 regulated
Exons: 2
Coding region: 194-1309 (371 amino acids)
Biological process (GO): regulation of DNA-templated transcription; DNA-templated transcription; circadian rhythm
Cellular component (GO): nucleus
Molecular function (GO): DNA-binding transcription factor activity; DNA binding
Source: RefSeq, a predicted model, not a curated record